AGCAGUCGGUUUUUUCUCCUCCUCCGCUGUGGUGAAACUCCAUCAGGUUGUGACAGUCAUGUUGGCGGCUUGUGUGAGGCUGCUUUUGCUCCUCCCUCUGGUUUGCUGCGUCCCCUCCCCCUCCAGACCUCCUUCCAGACUCUGCAGGCGGUGCUGCGACCACCCGGAGACGCCAGCAGCUACAGCCCAGUAUCAGAUGCCUGAGGUCCGCACCGUCAUCAACAUGACCAUCCUCAAAGGCGAUAAAGGAGACAAAGGCGACAAGGGUACACCUGGCAAACCUGGUUUAGAGGGACCUCCUGGCUUCCGAGGACCCAUAGGCCCUAAAGGCAGCAAAGGCCAAGCGGGUGCCCCUGGCGACGCCUGCAAGAUCCCUCACUCUUCCUUCUCAGUGGGCCGUCGCAAGUCCCUGCACAGCGUGGACUACUACCAGGCGCUGGUGUUUGACACGGUGUUCGUCAACAUCCACGAGCACUUCAACAUGUUCAAGGGCAAGUUCUACUGCUACGUGCCGGGGAUCUACUUCUUCAACAUUAACAUCCACACCUGGAACUUUAAGGAGACCUACCUCCACCUGAUGCACAACGACAAAGAGCAGGUGAUUCUGUACGCUCAGCCCAGUGAGAGGUCCAUCAUGCAGAGCCAGAGUGUCAUGCUGGAUCUGGCGCUGAAUGACGAGGUCUGGGUUCGACUCUACAAGAGGGAGCGGGAGAACGCGGUUUACAGUGACGACGUGGAUGUUUACAUCACCUUCAAUGGAUAUCUGGUGGCACCCAGCAUCCAAUGAAAAUGGAACAGAAGGAAUAAGGAGUGGCAGAAUCUCUGGGAUUAUUGGGUGUUUUUGCCAUGGAUACUGCUUUAUGCCAAGAACUAAACAGAGAACAUUCCAGGUUUGGUGCUUAUUAAGGAUUCCUUUCAGCCUGAAGAGGAACGUGCUGCGCUUUCAUAUAUGAGGACUGCCCAAAAAGUAUUAGAAUCAAAAGGAACAAUAAAAAAAGAGAAAGGUAGCAGAACACACAAUUAGGAAGGAAUGCUGAAUUACUUCCUUUCAACUAGAAAUCCACUUUUGUACAAAGCAAAUCAUUUUUUCCUACUUCUGUGCUGUGCUAGUUUACCUCUUUGGUCACUAUUUUCAGGGACUUUGUGCAGAAACACAAGUUGUCAUAAAUCUGUGCAAUCAAGUAUGUAUUUGUUCUAUGGUGCUCCUUAACAGGAAUAGAUAUCUUCAAAAAAAAGUUCAUUUGUGCCUUGUAGAAGAACACUUCACUUUAAAGGGUUAGUUCACCAAAAAUCCACAAACACACUUACCUCUGAUGGUGUCUAGCCAUGCAAAUAGCCAUUUAGCUUCACCAACAUAUCUUUAAUAUGUAUUUCUGUAAACCUGUUCUGAUACAAUAAUGUUACACAGUGAUACAUUCAGGUACGUCAAGAAAUUUUUCCACCUGAUGUGCCCCCACUGUAGAGCUUAGUAGAGGUUUUCACAGGUCUACUAGUUCUGACGGGCUGGGUUGAAACCAGGUCUAAAUUAUAUUUAGAUUGGUGGGUUAGGGUCUCUUUUUACUGCUAUGGGUAUCUGGUCAGAGUAAUUCAGUACCAACAGUUUUAUGCAGUACGUCAUAAUCGCAGUGGAUGAAAAUAUGUUUGGAAAUUGGUAUCCUAUGUUAACUAAAGCUAAUAAGUUAGUUAUUUUUUUGGAUUUGAUUCUGUUAAGACUGAGUAAAUAACUGGACUCAAAAUGCAGGACACAGAUUCAGAUGGUUUGAAUUAAGAAAGGGAUUUAUUGUCACAAAAAGGGCUAGAUCGAUCACUGGGAGACAAUCCGUGCAGAUCCAGGAGGGAGCAGGCAGGUGAGGUUAGGCAGCAGGAUUUUAGGUGGAGGACUGGAGCUGGGCACAGUGGACAGAUACAUGAGACCGAUCACCCCGAGACACAGCUGAGGUAUUCAGAAAAAGGCAAGGCAAAAAAGUAGAGCAAAGAACAUGCCACAAGGAGAGCAGCUAAGAUGUGUUACCAGGCUAGAGAGCACAACAAUCUGGCAAAGCCUGGUGAGGAGAAACAGGUUUUUAUCCUGCGGCUGGUGAUUCAUGGAUCGCCUGUAGCUGUGGUGGCUGAUUGGCAUGAGGAUCAGGUGUAGAUGAGCCUUGAUUGAGGAGGAAGACUAAAACUUUUAAAUUGAUUGUCUUUGGAAAUUUAUAAUUAGUGUUUAUGACUUUGCAUGUGUUCUUAUAAAAGUACUGUAGCUGCUCUUUUCAACCAAGAUUGCUUGUUAAUUGAUAGCACAUCAUUGUCUUUUUUGCAUUUUUGGUGAACUGACCCUUUAAACAAAAGUAUGUCCCAACAUAUCAAAAAAAAAAAACAUAAUGGUGCUUCAUUACUAAAUUUAAUGAUUAAAUAUCAUGUAUUUUCACAGAGACUUCAAACUGCAGAGCAGUUCAUGUAAAUAGCUGUAUUAUAGCUGUCUUUAUAGCCUAAAGCUGCGCUACCAUUCCUGCUGUUGGGGCUGGACUGUGUAUGUGUGUGUUUUCAUUUGUAAACAGUAUUUCUUCCUUUACUAACCAAGUCUCUCUUUGUUCAGUAUCACUGAUCACCAGAAAGCUUGAUUAUGA
This is a messenger RNA of Chelmon rostratus (copperband butterflyfish), 2606 nucleotides long. It is a transcript of the gene c1qtnf6b, whose product is annotated as C1q and TNF related 6b. The transcript is spliced from 3 exons. Gene Ontology annotation, molecular function: protein binding. The record is from RefSeq and is a predicted model, not a curated record. The coding region runs from base 59 to 787 and encodes 242 amino acids. NCBI's taxonomy places the organism in Eukaryota, Metazoa, Chordata, Actinopteri, Chaetodontiformes, Chaetodontidae.